Molecule: messenger RNA, 1125 nt
Organism: Acanthocheilonema viteae
Lineage: Eukaryota; Metazoa; Nematoda; Chromadorea; Rhabditida; Onchocercidae
Source: the annotation of a GenBank genome assembly
AUGAGUGGAAAAGAUACUAUGAUCGAUUACUACGAAAUUCUUGGAGUAGAGAAAAAUGCCACGGAACAACAAAUCAAGAAUAGCUACCGGAAGUUGGCGCUCAAAUUUCACCCAGACCGUAAUCCCGGUGACCAGAAAGCUGCCGAACAAUUUAAAAAAAUCUCCAUAGCGUAUGCAGUAUUGUCGGAUCCAAACAAAAGGCGACAAUAUGAUUUGAGUGGUCAUUCCGGUGCUCUUGUUGAUUUUGAAGGGAUAGAUAUCAGUGAGAUGGGUGGCAUUGGGCGAGUUUUUGGCGCAUUAUUUUCAAAAUUAGGGGUACCAAUACCCACUCAAAUUGGACCAAAAGUCCUGUCUCAGGCUCGCAGCUUGUGUGAGGGGACGCCAACCGAUGCAAAAUAUACUGUUUUAAAGGAAGGUGUACCAUAUGAUGGCUCAGUUGGCAAACAAGAGGCUGAUUUUUUCAAGAUAACAAUGCAAUCACAAUGGGGAAAAAAUGGAUUAAUGAUUAUCUGUCGGUCUAUGCAAAUGAGCAAAUUCAAAUUAGUGCUUUUCGACAAAGAAGGUGGUGUUCGGAUAAUUCAGGAAAGCAACAAGCGAAAAAGUUCUACAGUGGCUGAAAUCUUCUUUGUACCAUUCAAUCGAGCCAAUUUAAGUGAAUUUAUUCCGAUGAAAUUUUACAUGGAAGAUAAAGAAACACCGUUGACAUUUCAUUUACUUGAUACUUUGGAGAUCGUAGGAGCUCAUACACUCGAGCAACGUGAUCAUUUCUUGUGUGUAUAUGGCGAUAAUUGGAUUAAAGAUGUCCGUUAUCAGUUGAAAUUUAUACCACUUAAUGAUUCACCCAUAUCAACUGAAUGUGUACGUGAUUUGACGACUACGGAAGAAGCGUUGAUUAAAAAAAAGAGUGAAAUGUCCAAAUUCCAAAUAGAAUAUACUGAAGCGGUUAAGAAGUAUAAAGAAGUGGUCGAGAGACUUAAGAACGAAACCGAAGAAAUCAAUUCUCUUCUGAAGAAACGAGAUUUUGUAUACGAUGCACUUGAAAAGGAAAGUAUGGCACGGUUCCUUGCUUCAAAACAUCUGUCUCCAACGCAUUCAAACAAAGGAUUAUUCUCCUCAUGGUUUUAA